AUGGCAUCUAUUGUAUUUCUAUUAGCAUUGUUUAUUUAUGUACAAUGUGAAAUUACAUAUAUUGAAGUAAAAUAUCCAUUAAAAGGAGAACGUUCACCACCAAAUGCAGUAUGGCCACAUCCACAACAAAUCACUACUUCCGAUGAUUUACUCUAUAUUCGUCCUCAUGAUAUUAUGGUCCAUUCUAACAUUCAAACAUGUGAUAUUAUUGCAAAAGCUAUUGAACGAUAUAAACCAAUUUUCUUUCCACCAAAACUUUCAAUGCUUCAACCACCAUCUGAUGCUAAUAACAUUUUACAAAGUUUAACACUAAAUAUACGUGAUAAUUCUCCAUGUGAAGAAUAUAUUCAACAAAAUUCAAAUGAAACUUAUACUUUAACGAUCAAUCAACAAAUGGCAAUUGUUGAAGCUAGUACUGUUUGGGGUUUAUUACGUGGUCUUGAAACAUUUUCACAACUCAUCUAUAUUAAUCAACAAAACUAUGUUGUUAUUAAUAGUUCUGUGACUAUUAUUGAUAGUCCUCGUUUUCAACAUCGUGGUGUUAUGCUUGAUACAGCACGUCAUUUUUUACCAGUAUCAAUUAUUAAAAAGAAUCUUGAUGUAAUGUCAUAUAAUAAACUAAAUGUAUUUCAUUGGCAUCUUGUAGAUGAUCAAUCAUUUCCAUUUGAAAGUACAACUUUUCCAAAUCUAUCUCGAGCAGGUGCUUAUUCACCAGAUCAUGUAUAUACACAAGCAGAUGUUGUUGAUGUUAUUGAACAUGCUCGAUUACGUGGAAUUCGUGUCAUUCCUGAAAUUGAUACACCUGGUCAUACAUAUUCAUGGGGUAAAUCAAUGCCACAAUUAAUAACUGUAUGUUGGGCAAAUGGUCAACCUUAUCAAGCAAUUUAUGGAACACAAGGUGAAAUGGAAAUAUUUAAUCCAAUUGAACCACUUGUUUAUUCAACAAUGGAUGCUUUACUUCGAGAAGUAAAAACAUCUGCUGUAGCUGAACGAUUAUGGAGUGCUGCAAGUGUUAAUAAUUCUGAAGAUGCUCAAUUUCGAUUGGAUGUUCAUCGAUGUCGUUUAUUGAGACGAGGAAUACCUGCUCAACCAAUUUUGCCUGGUUAUUGUGGAAAUUAUGAAUUAGGUAUGCCAAAAUCGAUGAUUAACCAUCCAGCAUUCAAUUAUGAAAAUUUUACUUCGACUAAUUUGGAAAAACGGCAACAGAUAAAAAUACCAUCAGCAUGGCAACCAGACAAAUGGGUCUGUCAUCAUAGUGGUAAUCGACAAUCAACAAUAAUGGAUAAUCAUGAUUAUCAACAAUCAAAAGGAAAAUUAUUGACAACUAGUAGAAAUUUAAAUUCAUCAUCUUCGUCUCAUCGUAUAAGUACAGCAAAAUUGAAAGAACGAAUAGAAAAUUUAAGUUUGAGAAGUGCAGAAUAUCGUCGUUCUGCUGGUAAAUCAAAACUUAAACGUUUAAUUGGUUCUCAUAGUCCAAAAUCUCAUAGAAGUUUAUUAUCAUAUUCAAGUCGUCGUCCUCUUACACCUAUUUUACAUAUUCCUAAAAUGUCAAAACAAGCUUUAAAACGAUGGCUUGAUGCUCGAGACGCAUAUCUUGGUCAUGAAUAUCCAUAUAUACAAGAAAAAUCUGAACAUCAUCGUCGUCGACGUCGACGACAAAAAAGAAAAUCAAUUAAAGAUGAUGAUAAGAUGAUUGAUUAUGAAGCUAUAUCUAUGUUUUCUAUUGAGUCAGAACGAUUUAAUAUAUCGGAACGAAAUUCCAGUGAAAAACAACGUCAAUCAAGUCGAAAAGAAAAUCGUAUUAAAUCAAAUAAAAAUUCUCAAACUAAUCUUCGUCAUAGUGGUGGUUUAUUACAACGUGUUAAAUCAUUUGUACAAUUACCUGCUCGUUCAUUAAGUAGUCUUUCACUUAAAAAACAAAAACAAAAUAAAACACAAAUUAUAUAUGAUCAUUUUGAUGAUAAAUGUAUUGGUACAGAAAUAAGUGAACCAAUAAGAUUUCGAACAAAUAUAGAACGAUAUGAUCAAGCUAUACAAGUUAAUUUAGCACGUCCUCAAAUUGAGUUAUAUCAUGAAUUUGAUACAAGUAUGGUUGAAGGUGAAAAAAAACCGCGAAUACGAUCUGUUCGACGAUAUGUCGAAUAUUGUGACAAAGCAACAGAAACAGAAUUCAUAUUAAAUUUUGCAAAUGUUGAGAAAGAAAAAAGAGAACAAAAAGAAGAAAAUGAAGUCAAUGAUGAUCAUGAUGGUGAUGAUAAGGCCACUCGUCAUAGUAUAAAAGAAGAACAAGAAGAAAUCGACUCAUAUAUCGAACCAUCUAACGUUCAACAACAACAACAAAAACAUUUGUUAUCAAAAAUGUCUGAUAGAAAUAAUCAUCAAAUAAAAAACAAUCAAUCCAUUCAAUUAUCAACAUAUACUAAUACAGGUAAUCGUAUUGUACCAUUAACAGAUCUAUUUCAAACAUCAAAUAAUGAUGAAAUCGAUAAUGAUAAUAAACAAAAUGGAUCACGAUCAACAAUUCUUACAUCAACAGAAUCAAAUAUUUCCAUUCAUGAACAACUUCAAAGACUACGGAUCCGUUUCAAUCACUUAUCACGAGAACGUCGAUUAUUAACUUGUCUUCUAAUUUUAUUUGCUAUUAUUAUGUUUGGUCUACUUAUUGGUAUUUUUAUUUUAUCAUGGACAUUUCAAGGACGAACUCCAAUUAUCUAUCGAGAAAUAAAUUCAACUAAUAUUGGUACCAGUGAUGGAGUCAUACAGCGGAAUGAACGACAAUUAUUGACAUCGAUUAUCAAUAUCAAACCGACUUUAUCAACAAAUAUUAUUGAUACAACAUUCAUGACGACUACUACUAUUCAAUUGACAACAAACACAGAAAAACAACUUGCUCGUUAUGGUGAAUCAUGCGAUUAUGAUAGUGGUUGUGAACGUCCAUUUAUAUGUCAUAAAAAAGGAACAUCAACGCCAGGCAUGUGUCGAUGUCCGUUAAAAUAUGAUUUCAUAAGAGAUCAAUGUGUUGGUGAUCUGAAUGCCUUGUGUACAAAAGAUACUGAUUGUCAACAAUAUAUGCUCUGUAUGGGUAUGAAUGAUGGAACACGUCAAUGUCAAUGUCAGAAACAGUUUGAAUACGAUAAUCCUAGGCGCCGAUGUCGUGGUGAUUAUCAAGCUCCGUGUGAAAGUAAUAUCGAUUGUCGAGCAAAUCUUGUGUGUAAUAAAACAAUAACACCAUCCGUUUGUUCAUGUGAAUCACAUUAUCAAUACCAUCCAUCAGUACGUAAAUGUCGUGGUGAUCCAGGUGCUGUAUGUGAUCGAGCUACAGCUGAAUGUGUUGAUAAUGCUGAAUGUCGUGAUGGAGCAUGUGAAUGUUCACAUCAAUUUGUACCUGAUGAUAAUAAAAUAUGUGUUGAUCCAUGUCCAUCACAAGUACCAAAUCCUGCACGAAUUCGUUAUCCGGGUAAUUGUCGACGAUUUAUUGAUUGUCAACAAAAAUCGAAAACUGAAUGUCCAGAAAUGACAAUAUUCAAUUUACGUACUCAACUUUGUGACUAUCCUAAAAAUGUGUUUGACUGUCGAUAA
Messenger RNA from Rotaria sordida, 3579 nucleotides. Lineage: Eukaryota; Metazoa; Rotifera; Eurotatoria; Philodinida; Philodinidae. The record is from the annotation of a GenBank genome assembly.